Messenger RNA from Amblyraja radiata (thorny skate), 6137 nucleotides. RefSeq names its product ras-related protein Rab-3B. The coding region runs from base 2531 to 3190 and encodes 219 amino acids. Lineage: Eukaryota; Metazoa; Chordata; Chondrichthyes; Rajiformes; Rajidae. Gene Ontology annotation, molecular function: GTPase activity; GTP binding. The transcript is spliced from 5 exons. The record is from RefSeq and is a predicted model, not a curated record.
UAAUAGUAAAAUCUACAAUAAUCAACUUUCUUCAUUUGGCUUUACCAAGAUAAGUAUACUUUAAGAGAACAUGAGAAAUAUGAGCAUAGGUUGAUCAUUUUCCAUCCAAUUUGAUCACAGCCGAUCUAAUUUCCUGUCUGCUUCCCCAUAAACCUGGAUUCAUCUUUAGUGCCAACACGUAAACAGUUAUCUUUCAAUUUUUACUUUCUUAACCUUUAGAACUGUAACUCUUUUGCACAAACCCAAAGGUGCUGUUAGCUCUCCAGUAUCUCACUCAGAAUUCACAUCAGGAAUAGUGAAUAAGUCUAGGCUGCUUUUGGAGAGCAUCUCAAUUGUUCCUGGUCCCUAUAAAUACCUCUAAUUUCCCUCUUCCCUGAUUCAGUCCAAGGAAGGGUCUUGACCCGAAACGUCGCCUAUUACUUUUCUCCAGAGGUGCUGUCUGAUCUGCUGAGUUACUCCAGCAUUUUGUGUUUAUCUUCCCAAUAAAUACCAUAUUGUUUGCAAAUCCUAAUAUAAAUUUUCCAUCUGCCCUGAUUAUUAUAUAGACUUGUUUUCAUGCUGCGAAAGGUUAUAGAGUUUGCAUUUUCAUUCCUUGACUUAGCUGAGCGAGAGUGAUUCUAUAUUACUUUUGUUAUCCCUUGUUUCACAGUUGUUUCUGAUGUGAAGGAAUAUUACAGAAUUAACAUUAGCGGAGGCAAUUUUUCAAAAUGGUAAGCUGCCAUCUUGUGGCAUACUGUGCUGGAAUAAUUGAUUUGCAGAUUUUCAUUAAAAUUUACUUAUCUGGAUAAAAGUCUUUAUCUUUGAGUAAGUUAUAGGGGGAGGAGGUUGCAAAUUAUGGAUAUCUGGGUAGUAAAGAUUGAUGAUACAAUAGUAUAUUCUAUAUGGUGUUAUUAUUGUCUUCCUGGCACUUGUUUACUGUACAGCUCAGGGAAUUUGGGUAUGUGUAAUAGAUUACUAAACAGUGAUCUGUCACGUGAAUAAGGAGGAUCUUUUUAAGGUGGGUUUUUGCAUCAAAAGCCUUGUAUUGCAUGGACUUCCCACUUCACUGGUUACCAAGAUGAAUUAAAUGUUUGGAGUUAAAAUAAUAAAAUGUUACAACAGACUGUCUUACAAAAUUCUUUAAUUGAACAUUUUUUUUUUUCCAGAGGUACAUCAAAGUAAGUUGCAUUCAGGUAAAAUGUGUGGAACAAUACAAAAGGGUGUAAUUUGAAAGAUUCAAUGUAUAAUGGCAUUAGAAAAGUCAAAGCAGGAAAUGUAAAUAACUUUGAUUAAGAUGUGACUGCAGUAAAUGGACCAUAAAUUGUACGCAAUUGUCAUUUUCUUGAUUAAAGAUGAGUUGUAAUGUGAUUAGUGGCGUGUACCAGUCCGAGAACAGGUUGCCUUCAUUUGGUUUAUUCCAUUGCUACAGUAAAUUUAAGGAGUGACAUAAUAAAGGUGUAUUUAUUUAUUCAUUGUUCAGAAUCUGGGUGUGGCAGACAAAGCCAGCUUUCUCGCCCAUCCUCCGAUGCUUUUGAGCUGAGUAGCUAUUUGUUUUGGUAUUUAAGAGUCAGUCACAUUAGUGAGUCACCUGUUGACUCGACUGUAUUAGGGUGGCUGAUUAGCAGUCCUUAAAGCCAUUUGGAAACCACACGAGUUUUCGUAAUAAUCUGGUGUUUCUGUGGUCAGCGGUAGUUCUUGCUCUUUAAAAUUCAACAAUUUGUUUUGGUUGCAAUGUCAGUGGGAUUUGAAUCAGGUCUUUAGAUUUGAUAAGGUAAAUGCAGAAAAAAACAUUUUCUCCGAUUGAAGCAAAAAUACUACAGGUGUGAGAAAUCUGAAAGGAGAACAUAAAAAUGGCGACAACACUCGGAGGAGUGAUUGACCUGAAAUAUUUUCUCAUUUUAAAUAAUGUUUUAAAGUUUAAAAUAAAAAUUGAGGGUUUACUUUUGAUGGGGACGCACUGCCUUCGUUAAAGAUAGUAGAAAUUGAAAACUUUCUGCCAUGGCAAAGUGGAAAGUAGGAUAAUUAAAUAUUUCAAAACUAAGAACAUCAAAUUUGAGACUCAUGCGGGUAACAGAGUGACCCGUUGUAAUGUUUAAUUCCAAGACGUCUUUAAUCAUGAAUAUAAAAGCCGACUAUCAUGGACACUAUGCAGAUCAAAGUUUAUCAAUUCAACGCUUUAAAGUGUAGGUUGGUAAGGUUAAUGCUAGUAACCUGACGUUCUUUGCGUGCUUAAAAUUAAAAAAAAACAUGCACGCUGUCGUCAAGGGCGGGGAUACGUUUCUCUUCCCCGCCUGACGUUCUUCAUCUUAUCUGCCCAAGCAGAGCAACGAGAUUCCUGGAUCUUGUUGGAAUACCCUCACUAACUGAAAGGUGCAACGACUCCUCACCGUCUACUUGAAAGGUUUAUAGCUGAACUUAACCACUGUGGAAUCGACCUGGUAGUUUCAUGUACGUGGCCGUCAAACCUUGAAUAAAAAUCACUUUUGCCAUAUUUUGACGUAUCCGGUUUUAUCCAGCUAUUUUAGAAAAACCGAGCAGGUCAGCGCAUUAGAUGGCAUCUGCAACAGAUUCAAGAUACGGACAGAAGGAUGCAUCAGAUCAGAAUUUUGAUUAUAUGUUCAAGCUUCUCAUUAUUGGAAACAGCAGCGUGGGAAAAACAUCUUUCCUUUUCAGAUAUGCAGAUGAUACAUUCACAUCAUCCUUCGUCAGUACUGUUGGUAUCGACUUCAAAGUGAAGACGGUUUACAGAAAUGAUAAAAGGGUCAAGUUGCAGAUUUGGGAUACAGCUGGUCAAGAACGAUACAGAACCAUUACAACUGCUUACUACAGAGGAGCCAUGGGCUUCAUACUUAUGUAUGACAUUGCCAAUGAAGAAUCCUUUAAUGCAGUACAAGACUGGGCAACCCAAAUCAAGACCUAUUCGUGGGAUAAUGCACAAGUCAUCCUCGUUGGAAAUAAGUGUGAUAUGGAAGAUGAACGUGUAAUCCCUGCUGAAAAGGGAAAACAUCUGGCUGAGCAGUUGGGAUUUGAGUUUUUUGAGGUCAGUGCCAAAGAAAACAUCAAUGUCAAGCAGGUCUUUGAAUGUCUAGUAGAUAUCAUAUGCGAGAAAAUGUCUGAACGCCUUGAUUCAGAUCCAUCAAUGGGCAGUGGCAGUAAGCACACGCGGCUGACAGAUAACCAACCAUUGAAGCAGCAGAACUGUGCCUGCUAGUGACCAACAUCUUGAUGAUCUUUGACCAUUCCCUUUCUAUCCUGCUUCACUUUAUAGUUGCAUGUGCUAUGAAGGCAAUCCAAUGUCAAUUCAUUCGAUAUUAUAAAGAUGGGUAGAAGUAAUACAUUUAUUUAUUCUUUAAGAUGUGUUUAAAUGUUAUGUACUUUUGUACAAAGUGGACAUCAACUGCAUUACAAACUUUAUUAUAUUACUAAUUGAUUAUAUAGAUAUUUCUGAAACCGAGCCAUUUCAGUCCUUCUGAAUUGGAAGUAGAGAUUUUCGAUGUUUAAAUACUUGCUGUAACUUGGUUUAGCCAGGGAAGUAAUGAGGUUAUCAUGAAGGAGUCAAUCAAGUAAUAGCAAUGAAUUCAAAAUAACCUAUCAGAAUUAAGGGAAUGAUUUUAUUAAGUUUAACAGAGCAGUUGAAAAGUUGGCAGAAGUAUCUCUGGCUGAUUUGAUGUAAAGUAAAUGGAAGAAAUAUUACAUUAAAUUAAAAUUACUUUAUAAAAGUAAGAGCAUUAUUGGACUUCAAUGCCUAUAACUUCCUUUUAGUAUAUUCUACAGGGAUUAGAUUCUAUAGUUAUAUUUAUUAAACUUCUAUCUAGAGUCUAAUUGUCAUGAAAAUCAGGAUGUUCUCAUAUUGUGACACGUGAGUUGUCUCUUUGAAGUGAUGGUCUGGAGAUAUGCCACUAAUAUUGCAAAUUCCUUGAUCCAUUUUCCUGUGUGGAACAUCAUUAGGGCACAGGAUGGACUCUCAUGACCAACUUUGGACAUGCUACUGAAUCCCAGCAAUGGUGCAGGUUUGCUGCGAUUCCAGAAGGAUCAAGUAGUAUUAUGAAAAAUACUAAAUAUCAAAUCAACCACAUUAGUUAAGUCUGCAAUCUUCAGCAGCAAAGUAUUAAGAACAAUAUGGUGGGUGGGAGGUGGUAGUAGAAGUGGAGGAUUAGAAUUAGAAUCCGUGAUACUUGGGGGUUUUAACAGUGCAUGCUAGAACACAUUUCCUGCAACAGUUCUUGUGCAGUGGUCAUAUAAUUGACCAAGAGAGUGAUAACAUGCGUUCCAGUAUCCAGUCUCCCCAACACCUCUCUCUCUAUUUGCAUGUCAUGACAGGGAAAGGAAAUUCAACAUAAAUAAAGAAAUCUUGCUGAGAUUGUACAGAGCUUUUGUUAAAUCACAACCAAAUAUUCGGUACAGUUUCAGUCUCUGAAAUUAAAUAAUAUACUUGCUUUGGAGUAAGUGCAAUAAAGUGUCAUUAGAUUUAUUGAUGGAAUAAGGAAUUAUCCAUUGAAUAAACAUGUGGUAAGACUGACCUAUACUCAGGUUAGACGAAUGGGAAAUUAUGUACAAGACUCUUCUCUCCAUAGAUGCUGCCUCACCCGCUGAGUUCCUCCAGCUUUUUGUGUCUACAGUAGAAGUGGAUGCUGCUUUAGCAGCUUUGGAGCCAAGGAGGAUUAAGGGCUAUGUGCGAUUGAAAUACUUUGAACUUUCUUUAUUCUAAGGAUUAUAAUUGUUUGACUUCUUUUCAUGAGGGGUGUGGAUAUUCAUCUUUGGGAUAUAAUCAAAGCUGAAAUUUAUCAUUUUUCAUCCACUAAAGGAGCCAGAGGAUAAGGUUUGGGCAGCAAAAGGAACAAGGGACAGGAUCAGUAACAUACCAUUGAAUGGUGGAGUAAAGUGGCCUCCUACUGGUUCUUAUAAUCUUAUGAUAUCAAACUCCACUAUCUACAAAACCAUUAACAAAAAUAGCUUGUUUUUUAUAUAAAGUUUCUUACAUUACAGAAUAAUCCAAAAAUGCUUUUGCACUGCCAACAUUGAUUAGGAAAGCAAAAAAAUCAGAUGGGAGAUUGAUGGGACAGUAAUAGUAUAGUAUGCACUAAGAGAGUACUUUUCAUUUUCAGGUAACAAUUACCUCUACAUUGAUUUGCGCAGAUUGCAGAAUCUCUUGCUAAUAGCAUUCAGUUUUGCUUGUGUAACAUUUGCAUAAUUAAUCACAAUUGUGGGUGCAUGGGUGCAGGUGGUUCUGAGUAGGAGAGAAAUAAUUAUGUAAAAAAUAAGGAGAAAAUUAAGGGGAAUGCCACAAAGAAAGAAAUAAGAAAAAAUUUGCAUUUAUAUGGCUUUGUUCAUGUUACCUAAAGUUCUUUUCUGCUGAAGGGAGAAUAUUUCAAGUGUGUCUGCUUUUGUAAUGUCAGAAAAGCUGCAGCCCAUCUCUUCGUAAACCUGAUGCGGUAACGGUGAAAUUUUUACAUAUUCCGGUAGAGAUUUACCUCAUGGAGGAUGGGUAGGAUUACUUCCUGAUCAUACAGCCAGUAGUUUCUCCAAAUGUAUUUAAGAAUGUUGUACAUUUAGUAAUUACAAAUUCACUUUACAGAGCUGUACCAAAAAUCAAAAACCUGGAGUUGUUAGAAACAAUGUUUUUUUUUCUCUCCACAGAUCUGUAAAAUGAAUUUGUCAAUCUAAAUGUACAACAUUCCUAUAUUGUUUCUUUUGGAGAUAAGAGCAUCUAAUUACAGUUAAUGUACAAAUUAAGGUAAACAUAGAAACAUAGAAAAUAGGUGCAGGAGUAGGCCAUUCGGCCCUUCGAGCCUGCACCGCCAUUCAAUAUGAUCAUGGCUGUUCAAAGGUAUUGAAUAGCAUCUAGAAACAGUAUGGCACUUACUUCAGAGCAGAAACUUAAAUAAUUUAAGGACAGUAACUAUUGAAAGUAUGUGUGAAGUGCAUUCAAAUUCUGGGACCUACACUUUAUUAACUGUAAUUAGACCCUCCUAUCUGUAGGGGGCACUACAACAUUCCCACUGGCGUGAAACUAUUUACAGCAGCAAACUUUAACGCUAUCAUAUACCGUUUUGGCGCAUUUCAGGGAUCACAUACGCUCACACACAUACAUAGAAACAAACAAGAUGAGAGUUUUAGUAAUAUACUAGACCAAGUGCAGACCCGUUGGGACUGUUCCC